UCCUCACAUACUCCCUCGUCAAGUUAAAGGUUCAAAUCUAUUCAAAUCUAAUCAGAAGCAUCACGAUCGACCUGUGGUCAGACUCCAUGAAUUUGUGCCAUAGUGUCCCCUAGUCCACAUAAGCUAUGUGUCAAGUUUGCUCUGAUACUAUUUAUAACAAUCCAAGACCUCAACCAAAAUAGCUGGCCGGAAGGUAUAUUUUUUGAGUUCCUUAGUCCUAUAUAAGUACACAAGAUCUCCUCGAUGAAUAACUGAUGAGAGACUAAAUAUACGUUUGUACAGGUUCUCUUAAUUUCUCCUACACUUUAGAAAGCCUAGGAGAAGAGAUGGGCCAUUCCUUGAGGAAAAAAUUGAAAAGAGAUUAUCAUCAUGGAAAGAAAAAUUGCUCAACUUCACCAUCCCGAUCUACUUGAUGACAUCGUUGCAGCUGCCCGCAGGCGUUAUAGAUAGAAUUGAUAGAAAAAGAAGAAGCUCCCUUUGGAGGAGGGACAGCACAUGCGGCGGAGGACACUCUUUGGCAGAAUGGGAUAAUAUCUGCCGGCAGAAAAGACUGAGAGGACUUGGAGUACUUAACCUACGACUAAUGAAGCACUGCGUGCUCACAAAAUGGUGGUGGAGAUUUUAUACUGAAACAGAACGACCUUGGAGGAAGCUCAUCAACCGUUUAUAUUUCACCCACAAAACUCCUAGCCAAGCAUCUAAAACCUCAAUCAGGAAGGCAUCCCCAGUAUGGAAAAGUGUGGUGAACACUCAAUCGUGGUUCUUCGCAAGCAUCUUCUUAUCACUAGGAAACGGUAAUCAGAUAGCUUUCUGGCACGAUCCUUGGUUAACGAGAGAACCAUUGAAGGUGGUCUUCCCUAUCACGUUUGCUUUGACUAGAAAACCAGACGUCUCGGUGGCCUCAUAUCUACGACAGUCUGAUGUUUGGAACUCAAUGUCGCCAACGACAAAUGGACGAGGAAGAGAGGAACACCCUCUUAUGAGGAAGACAAAGCUGAAUGGAAAUGGAAUGCUGACGGAAUCUUCACAGUUCGAAGAUGUUAUCAGUUUCUCAUACAUGGUGGGAUUUCUUCCCAUUUUGCAAAAAUCAACUGGAAACUCCCACAACAUUCUACUGGCUAAGUUACCACAACAACAUUUUGACGGCAGAGAAUCUCCAAAAGAGAAAUUGGACUGCACCGGCUACAUGCCCAUUGUGCGGAACAGAAGAAGAACCCGUCAGCCACCUAUUUCUAAACUGCAGGUAUGCAAAUUCAAUUUGGCAGAAGUUCAGCAUGAAAAAUUCCAUGUCCCCUUUGCCACUUACGAGCAAGGAAAGGUGGACAAGGAGGAGAAAUACAGAUCAAAGGGAAAGGAAGGCUGCUGACAUGGGAUUACGCAAUAACCUGCUGGUGUCUAUGGAAGGAAAGAAAUCUAAGGAUAUUCGAGUUUGAAGCUACGUCCACCGGGUUCGUCAUGCAGAAGAUUUUAUUCCUACUUCAAGACUGGACGUCAGUUACUGAUCGAGGCAUUGGAAACGACAUAAAGGAAGUCUGCAACAACAUGUAACUGGAGAUAUACAUAAAUGCAGGACAACAAAGCACUGAACAGAUGAGAGUGGGAAGGAAGAAGAGUCACUUAAUAAGCACUGAGAUGGAAAGCAAUACACACAAAAUACGCAGUAGCAGCUGAUCAUAUUAUGUUUUGAACUCCAAACUAAUAGCAGACGACAUUCGGUUCCCCUCUUCUGCUUCUUUUUUUCUCUCCGCACUCAAUGAUCAUGAACCCAUCUUGUAAAUAACUUCACAUCCAAUAAAAUAAAGG
Phoenix dactylifera (date palm) is the source of this 1803-nucleotide messenger RNA. The record is from RefSeq and is a predicted model, not a curated record. NCBI's taxonomy places the organism in Eukaryota, Viridiplantae, Streptophyta, Magnoliopsida, Arecales, Arecaceae.